ACCUCCCUAACUGAGCUUCCUUCCUGGUAAUAAUCUCAACUCCUGGUUUCAUUUUUUCCGAUGGUAAACUAAAAGCUCCGGGCUCUGAAAAAUGGUUGGAAUUCGAUUAAGGUGGUUUGAGUAUUCAAUAGUGUGUAUUCUCGUGUUGAAUCGUGUUCUUCAACUCACAGCAGCAGUAUCUGCAGAGUUAUUCUUUAAACCUUUCAAUGUAAGUUAUGAUCACAGAGCUUUGAUUAUCGAUGGAAAACGACGAAUGCUUAUCUCUGCUGGAAUUCAUUACCCUCGUGCCACUCCUCAGAUGUGGCCUGAUAUAAUUGAUAAAGCCAAGGAAGGUGGGGCAGAUGUUGUCCAAAGUUACACAUUUUGGGAUUUGCAUGAGCCAGUUAAAGGUCAGUAUAAUUUCGAGGGAAGAAAUGAUAUAGUCAAGUUUGUAAAGUUAGUUGGAUCAAGAGGACUUUAUUUCCAUCUCCGUAUAGGCCCUUAUGUGUGUGCAGAAUGGAAUUUCGGGGGUUUCCCAGUGUGGCUCCGUGAUGUACCCGGUAUUGAAUUCCGAACUGACAAUGAACCAUUCAAGGAAGAGAUGCAGAGAUACGUUAAAAAGAUGGUGGAUCUGAUGAAACAAGAGAUGCUUUUUUCUUGGCAAGGUGGUCCCAUCAUAUUGUUGCAGGUCGAAAAUGAGUAUGGGAACUUUGAAAGCCAAUAUGGUCAGAAGGGGAAGGAUUAUGUCAAAUGGGCUGCCAGAAUGGCUUUGGGACUUGGUGCUGGCGUACCGUGGGUUAUGUGUAGACAGACUGAUGCUCCGGAAAAUAUUAUAGACACCUGCAAUGGAUUUUACUGUGAUGGUUUCCGGCCAAAUUCUUAUAAGAAACCAGCAUUUUGGACAGAGGAUUGGAAUGGAUGGUAUACAACUUGGGGUGAAACAAUACCUCAUAGGCCAGUUGAAGACAAUGCAUUUGCUGUCGCUCGGUUUUUCCAACGGGGAGGAAGCUUUCACAACUAUUAUAUGUACUUUGGUGGAACAAACUUUGGCCGGACAAGCGGUGGUCCGUUUAUCAUAACUAGUUAUGAUUAUGAUGCUCCAAUUGAUGAAUAUGGCCUUCUGAGUCAACCAAAAUGGGGCCAUUUGAAGGAUCUUCAUGCAGCUAUAAAGCUUUGUGAACCUGCUCUAGUAGCCGUAGAUACCUCACCUAAGUACUUAAAAUUAGGGCCAAAGCAGGAGGCACAUAUUUAUAGUAAAGUAGUUCGAACUGAGCAUCUGAAUUCCAGACAGUCAGGAAAUGAGAUCAUUUGUGCAGCAUUUCUCGCAAAUAUUGAUGAUCAUAAUGACGCUACCGUUACAUUCCGCGGUAGAGUAUAUACUUUACCAGCAUGGUCGGUGAGCAUAUUACCAGAUUGUAAGAACGUGGCUUUCAACACAGCCAACGUUGGAGCUCAGAUCUCCAUGAAAACCCCAGACUCUGGUUUACCAUAUUUUUCAAAUACGACAGGAACUGCACACCUGUCACUUCACAAAGAAGUUUCAUAUCUUUCGAAGUCCUGGAUGACCUUGAAUGAACCAAUUGGUGCAUGGGGUGUGAACAAUUUCACCGUACAAGGUAUACUGGAGCACUUAAAUGUGACAAAGGACACCUCUGAUUAUCUUUGGUAUAUCACCAGAGUACAUAUUUCGGAGGAGGAUAUGGCAUAUCUGGAGGCAAAUCCUAUGCCAGUUCUUUUUAUUGAUAAGAUGCGUGACGUGGCUCGCAUUUUUGUAAAUGGCCAACUUGCUGGCAGUAAAGUUGGAAAAUGGGUUGGGGUGGCACAGCCAGUGCAUUUGGUGAAAGGAUCCAAUGAGAUAGCAAUAUUAUCCGAAACGGUGGGCUUGCAGAAUUAUGCUGCUUUUAUGGAGAAGGAUGGGGCAGGAUUUAAAGGAAAAAUUAAGCUAACUGGUUUGAAGAGUGGAGAAAUUGACCUCUCAAAGUUAUUAUGGACUUAUCAGGUUGGUUUGAAAGGAGAGUUCAUGAAGUUUUAUGAUCCGGACAGACUUGAAAUGGCGGAUUGGCUUGAUUUGUCUCCCAAUGCAGCUCCAUCAGUGUUUACCUGGUACAAGACAUACUUCGAUACCCCCAGUGGAACCGAACCGCUAGCAGUCAAUCUAGGAUGCAUGGGAAAGGGGCAGGCAUGGGUUAAUGGCCAUAACAUUGGGAGAUACUGGUCUUUAGUGGCCCCAGAAAGGGGAUGUCAGGAAACGUGCGACUAUCGUGGGGCCUAUGAUCAUGACAGAUGUGCAACAAACUGUGGAAAACCUACUCAAAGCUGGUACCAUAUCCCAAGGUCUUGGCUAAAGACAUCCGGAAAUUUGCUUGUUUUGUUUGAGGAAACGGGAGGAAAUCCUCUUGAAAUAUCAAUCAAGUUGCAUCGUACAACAACACUUUGCGGCCAAGUGUCAGAGUCUCACCAUCCACCUCUUAGUACUUGGUCACAUCCUCAAGGAAAAAGAUCAAUCCAUCACGAGGCACCAGAAAUGCAUUUGAAGUGUGAUAAUAACCACAUCAUCUCUGAUAUAACAUUUGCUAGUUAUGGGACUCCACAUGGUAGCUGCCAAAAGUUCUCUCAAGGGCAUUGCCAUGCACAUAACUCCUUUGCCGUGGUUUCUGAGGCAUGCCAAGGAAAAAAUAGCUGCACCAUCAGUGUUUCAAAUUCUGCAUUUGGGUCUGACCCUUGUAGAGGUGUCACUAAAGCCUUAGCUGUUGAAGCAAGAUGUGUUGCAUCCUCAAAUGCCGGGUUCUCUGACUUAUGAUGCAGCCAAAGUAAGUACCUCUAGCAACAGAUGACAAAGCAACAUGAAGAACAUAAUGUAACAAUUGUGGAUGUCCCAUUCAUGCUCGACUCCGAUACCAUAAGAAACUUUUGGGGUCGAAGGUCUGGACGUGUCAAAUUAUUGCUGCUUGUAAUACAAAUAUAUUUUAAUAAAUAUGUAUAGAUUCGUCCCUCCGUUGAAUAAAGUUUGAUGUAUACUGGUUGAAAUGAUCUAGCAUUCUCAUCUAUCUGUAUUGCGUACAAAAAGAUAAAAAAAAAAGCCCUUAGACCUUAAGGGAGCCCUAAACACUUGACCGGGCCCUAUUUUACGCCUGAUAUUAUGUUCACCAUUUAGUGCUUGUAUACUUGGAGUAUCUAAGAUGUAAUAAAAUAAUUUUUCUAGU
Messenger RNA from Papaver somniferum (opium poppy), 3182 nucleotides. RefSeq names its product beta-galactosidase 9-like. Bases 92 to 2779 code for a protein of 895 amino acids. Lineage: Eukaryota; Viridiplantae; Streptophyta; Magnoliopsida; Ranunculales; Papaveraceae. The transcript is spliced from 19 exons. Gene Ontology annotation, cellular component: vacuole; cell wall. Gene Ontology annotation, molecular function: beta-galactosidase activity; carbohydrate binding. Gene Ontology annotation, biological process: carbohydrate metabolic process. The record is from RefSeq and is a predicted model, not a curated record.